Aspergillus costaricaensis CBS 115574 is the source of this 1917-nucleotide messenger RNA. Its product is annotated as putative RING finger domain protein. The record is from RefSeq and is a predicted model, not a curated record. The transcript is spliced from 4 exons. Lineage: Eukaryota; Fungi; Ascomycota; Eurotiomycetes; Eurotiales; Aspergillaceae. The coding region runs from base 344 to 1720 and encodes 458 amino acids.
CUCUUGCUGUCAUCUGAUGUCGGUAUCUCUCUGAUAUCUAGCAUAUCUACCUGUCGGAUGAUUCCCAUGCUCUAAAUCUUUGUCCCCGUCACGCCCGUGGCCCUUGUGGAUGAACGAAUGCGUGCCCAACGAGCCAUGAAUGACGCUGCAUUGCGCUGCUGCUGCUGCUGCUCUCGAACUAUCAACCACCAUCACCGCAACAUCCCUUCUGCCUGAUUGAUUCGUCAGAUCUUGUCUCCUGCACCACCAUCUGACUAGUGUCUACGGUGACAACCUUCCACCCCACCUUUCUCUUGUCCCCCUCUCAUCCACGCCUCGUUUCGCCGUUGGAUUCCGGAUCGCCAUGGCCGACGUGGGGGACCGCAUGUUCUGCCAUGCUUGUGGCGGCGUCUGGCUGCGCGAAGCUCAGGGCAUGAUCUGUCCGCACUGCGAGUCAGACUUUACUGAAAUUAUCGAAAUUCCGCCAGAUCCCGACGCCGAGCCCCCGCCCUCAUUCCACCGACCCCCCUCGCCCCCCGCCGCGGCCAACGCCCGCUCCCCGAAUCCAUGGGCAGACCACAACCCCUGGGCACACCAGGAGGAAGAUGAUGACCUCGAUCAAGGUUGGGGUCCCGGACAUGGGAAUGGAUUCACCCAUCGCACAUAUCGGUCUCCGGACGGCCGUUUCACCUUCUCCACCACGACCUAUACCCAUGGCCUCCGAGGGGGGUCACCUCCGACCCAACAGCGACAGGCAAACCCCGACCCAUUAAUGCCGAUGGUGCAGGGUCUAGAUAGCAUCUUCCAUGGUCUCGCAAGCACCUACCGACAGCAAAAUCGCCCAGGCGGCCAAGCUCAAGCUUCAGGCACAGAUCGCGACCGCGGGAGGACACUGGGAUCUUUUGCCUUUGACAUCGAGGCGGAGGGCCGGACCGGCACGCGGGACGGUGGUCUGCACCCGCGAGAUGCGGAUGGUCCGCAACCGGUGAAUAAUCCUCUACGGACACUGGGCGAUAUCUUGGAGCUGUUCCGCUCGGAUUUCGGCACCAACACGCAGGCAGGUGGCACUGGCGGCGUCCGGGUGAUGACGGGGCCGAAUCCCCUCGCCAUGCUGUCCACGUUGCUAAACUUCGAUCGUCAUGGGGACGCAGUAUACUCGCAGGAGGAGCUGGACCGCGUGAUCUCUCAGCUGAUGGAACAGAACGCCAACCGCGGAGCGCCACCACCAGCCCCGCCCAGUGCGAUCCAAUCGCUGCCGAAGAAGAAGGUUGAUGAGGAGAUGCUGGGGAGCGAAGGUCGAGCGGAAUGCUCGAUUUGCAUGGACACGGUGGAGCUAGGGACUGAGGUCACGGUGCUACCUUGCAGCCACUGGUUCCACUACAGCUGCAUCGAGCUGUGGCUGAACCAGCACAACACGUGUCCGCACUGUCGACGAAGCAUCGAUGCGCCCCAAACCGAAGGCGCCAACAGUCCUCCCAGAAACAGACCAGCAGCAGAGGGCACAAGCGGCAACCCAGUAGUUAUCCCCGACAGUCCAGAGCGCGAACGGACCCAGCCAUCAGCAGCGCGAGACGCUGCAUCACCAUCGGGUUGGAGCUCGCAGUCAUUCUCCUCAUGGUCAUCACCAUGGUCGGGCUCAGAGGGCCCAGAACAACAACAGCAACGCCGGAGUAGUCGAGGUGAGGGUUCAGGAGGGUUCACGGGGUGGGUACGCAGUCGAUUAGGCGGAGGGAGUGGCUGAUGGACGAGAUGGGAGCGCAGCAUACAAAUUACAUUUGGGAGAUUGACGAUUGAUGAGGUGUAUGUAGUAAUGACUUGACUUCGCGGAGUUUGCUUGCUUUUUAUUGACAUGACAUGACAUGACACGACACGAUGAAGAUAGCUAUUCACACACGCAUGCACACACACACAGAGAGAGCAUUUAUACCUCAUCUAUAC